Nezara viridula (southern green stink bug) is the source of this 1031-nucleotide messenger RNA. Lineage: Eukaryota; Metazoa; Arthropoda; Insecta; Hemiptera; Pentatomidae. The record is from the annotation of a GenBank genome assembly.
CUGAAAUCCUUCCACUCGCUUUGUUUAUUACCUUUUAAUUGUAAUGAGUUUCUCAGUUUAAUUUGAUUCAUGUUCUGGUGACAGCCUAACAAAUGGCCGAUUUUGACGCGAUUUAUGAAGAAGAAGAGGAGACAGAUGAAAAUGUUGUUGAUGACAAUAUUGUUUCUUUAGUGGCAGAUCCUGUAGUUGUUAGAGGGACUGGUAACAUGACUGUGUUUGGUUUGAGUAAUAGAUUUGAUACCGAAUUUCCUAAUGGUCUAGUAUCACGUGUUGCACCAGAGGAAUAUAAAGCAACGGUCUCGAGAGUGAACAAUGUUCUUAAGAAAACUAUUCCAGUAAAUGUAAAAUGGUUGUUUUGUGGUUGCGUUUGUUGUUGUUGCACACUUGGAUGCUCUCUCUGGCCAGUAAUUUGUCUUAGUAAAAGGACGCAGCAUUCAAUCGAUAAGUUAUUGGAAUGGGAAAAUAGUCACCUUUAUCAUAAGCUUGGUCUGCAUUGGAGAUUAGCAAAGCAGCGUUGUGAUUCGUCGUCGAUGAUGGAAUAUGUGUUGCUCAUAGAGUUUAUUCCUAAGAUACCAAUUUAUAGACCUGAUUAGUUUGGUUUUAUGCAAGUUGUACUUGUUUCGGAAACAGGGCUUUUUCAUCUUGAUUUAUUUAUGUAUAAAGAAAAAUUAUUAUGUAUUUAAUAAUUGAAAAUGCUGGUUCAAUAGGAGGCUGAUGUACCCAGCUUGGGAGAGUUAUCAUCAAGACGGGUUUUUAAUAUAAAUCUUAUUUUUAUUUUAUUAUUAUUUUAACUUUUUUUUUUUUCCAAAUAAUGACUAGUUUAGAUUUUGACUUUUAGAUUAGUUAUGAUUUUAUUUAAUAAAACAAAAUACAGAUUGUAUAUGCCAUUGACGUAAUGUACAUCACUAUUUUUUUAUUCUCCGUUUCUUUAAGCUAUUUUUUUUUAUUUAGGAACCAAAUAAUGUUAAUUAUCAUUGUUAAGUUUAUUCUGAAAUGAAAUCUUGAACUCUUCAUAUUCAUUUUAUUUCAAG